This is a messenger RNA of Trichomonas vaginalis G3, 1296 nucleotides long. RefSeq names its product protein serine/threonine kinase protein. Bases 1 to 1296 code for a protein of 431 amino acids. Gene Ontology annotation, molecular function: ATP binding; protein serine/threonine kinase activity. Lineage: Eukaryota; Parabasalia; Trichomonadida; Trichomonadidae. Gene Ontology annotation, biological process: protein phosphorylation. The record is from RefSeq and is a predicted model, not a curated record. The transcript has a single exon.
AUGACGAUUCCCAGCUCGAUUCAAAGAAAUUGCACAAAUAGCGGGUGGCUCAGAGUUCAAAGCGAAACACCAAAUGUAUGGAAUCGUAAAUAUGUAACUGUAUGCAACAAGUCUUUAAUCAUAUCCAAAGAUGAAUCCACCAAGAGCAUAGAAAAAGUAAUACAGCUAACUAACGAAGCUUCUUUCGAAUUGCUAAAAGGUUCAGCUACUCCUCGUUUCCAAGUUAACUUAGGUAAAAAUCAGAAGCCUAUAAUUUUUUCAGCAACAACAACUGAAGAAGUAUCUCACUGGAUUUCCCUCCUUAGAACAGUUCAAGAUAACGGCUGCGACCUUACAAUGGAUGACUUCCAAAUUAUUUCGGUAAUUGGAAGAGGUUAUUACGGCAAGGUUAUGUUAGUCCGUCGAAUCGAUACAGAUCAACUGUAUGCAAUCAAAUCCAUUCGUAAAUCGCGCUUGGCUGAAAUGGACAGCUGCUCUGUCUUAACCGAGAAAAAUAUUAUGAUGAAAAUCCAUCAUCCAUUUAUUGUCAACCUUUGCUUCGCAUUCCAAACCGAUACAAAGGUCUAUCUCGGCCUUGAAUAUGCUCCAGGAGGUGAGCUAUUUUACUACAUGGAAUCCAACGGUACAAUUCCAGUUGACGAUGCCAGAUUGUAUGUUGCUGAAAUCGGCCUUGCAUUAGCCCAUCUUCAUAAGUAUGGAAUUAUUUACCGUGACCUCAAACCAGAGAAUAUUCUUUUCGAUGCUGACGGUCACAUUAAAUUAACAGAUUUUGGUUUAUCAAAGGAGCUCGGUGUCGAUGGCACAGCAAAGACAUUUUGUGGUACACCAGAUUAUUUAGCACCGGAAGUUAUCCCUCAAGAAAAGUACACAACAAAGAUAGAUGAAUGGGCAUUGGGUGUUUUAACUUACGAAAUGAUUUUGGGUCGCACUCCUUUCUGCAAUGAUAAUAAGAACGAAAUGUUCCAGGAAAUCGUUACUCUCGACCCUUAUUUCCCAGAGGGCAUGGAUCCGAGAAUCAUUAACUUUAUAAUGAGGCUUCUUACAAAAGAUCCAAAAGAGCGACCAACUUUCGAUGACGUGAAAUCUGACCCAUUCUUCGAAGGUGUUGACUGGGAUGCUGUUUACAACAGAGAACACUCCCCGUCUUACAUACCAGAAAUCAAGGAUCGCAUGUGCACAAACAAUUUUGAUCCUGAGUUCACAACAGAGCUUGCUGCAGACUCUUUUGUUUCACCAGGCAUUCAUGCAUUUGGUAAUAUUGCUGGCUUCUCAUAUGUAGAGCCAAACUUCGCAUAA